AUGCAUCGUAUUAUUUCCACAUUUCUAAUAAUUAUCGGAUUUACUUUUGGACAAGCGCCAUUUUAUACUAAUCAUUGGUAUGGAGCUAAUCAGAAUAAUGCUUUCACUGGAAUUGUCAUAAAAAGUCCAUCUAAACCUAUCAGUAGUAACACGUUAGCACCUCAUGUUUGUGGUUUCAAUCCUGUCACUCGUAAAUGCAUGGAUCCAGAACAUUUCUGUCCUGGGAGAUGUAUGAAUUUCGCCUAUAAUUCUCGAUAUGAUUGUCGUUGUUUAGUCAUCUAA
Thelazia callipaeda (thelaziosis nematode) is the source of this 282-nucleotide messenger RNA. The record is from the annotation of a GenBank genome assembly. Lineage: Eukaryota; Metazoa; Nematoda; Chromadorea; Rhabditida; Thelaziidae.